Bombus huntii is the source of this 4226-nucleotide messenger RNA. It is a transcript of the gene Sdc, whose product is annotated as syndecan-like. Gene Ontology annotation, cellular component: cell surface; membrane. The coding region runs from base 184 to 894 and encodes 236 amino acids. The transcript has 5 exons. Gene Ontology annotation, biological process: cell migration. NCBI's taxonomy places the organism in Eukaryota, Metazoa, Arthropoda, Insecta, Hymenoptera, Apidae. The record is from RefSeq and is a predicted model, not a curated record.
CCUCAGUGUCUCGCGGUUCAUCGAUCAGUGUGGUGUGUGUCGCGUUGUUGCUCCGGUGGAUUUUUGGUGGUUUCUUCCUGGCUGGGACGUACGCGUAAUUUUUUUCGUUUGGUUUCGUAGAACCGACGCGGUGAUCGGUCAGGGGGCUCUUGAACGGGCCCAGCGGCAAUUACAAAGGAAAAGAUGCAACCGAGGAUAUACUGGAUCCUGAUCAGUACGGCCGUCAUUCUCGCGGGAUGCAACGCCGCUACCGAGAAGGAUCAAAACGAAAAAGAGAGGACAGCGGGAGGAAGUUCGACGUACAACACGUCGGACGACAUCUAUUUGGACGACCAGGAGUUUUUAGAGGGAUCUGGUCGAGGAGGCAGCGAAGGUCGCGAUACUGAAGCAUCCGGAAGUGGCCUUGGACCGGACGACGAGGACGGCGACGACGAUCACGAUUUUAAUACCAACAACAGGAUAGAACCGCCUCCUCAAAGGCCGGUAGACCAACCAAAAGUACCAUACUCCGUCAACGAACCAAGUGUUAAAACUAAGGAACAGACGAUCAUCGAGCCCGUAAACCGACCCGACAACGAGGUCGAUGUAAUCGAGCCCUUAGAUGUCGAGGACGACUCGGAAAGCACCGACGACCACCACGACGUAUACAUCAUGAACCCGAAACACGAGGACCGUGCCAGCUCUUUCUUUGCUCAGCCAGGUGUGCUGGCAGCGGUGAUUGGUGGAGCGGUAGUUGGCCUGCUUUGCGCAAUCCUGGUGGUAAUGUUCAUCGUGUAUAGGAUGCGCAAGAAGGACGAGGGCUCGUACGCCCUGGAUGAGCCAAGAAGAUCACCAGCGGCGCAGGCGUUCCCUAAGCCCGGUGCGCCGCAUCACAAUCGAGAAUUCUACGCUUGAGGCGACAAAGCUUAUCUGGCUUUGGCACCGCCCAGUUUUGUCCCACGAUACCAUGCUGAGAAAGACGAUGUCCUUCAACCGAAUUAAGCGCCACCGCCGACGAUACGAUACAUCCGGAAUCUCCCACGAGGAUCUUGCGAAACACCUCGUUCACUGACCACAGAGAGACUUCCUUCACGUCGGGGACAAGCCAACCACCUUAAUCUCUUUCUGACCUUUCGAUCAAAGAUUUGCCCAAUACUCCUGUUUCCUUUCAUGUAAACGCGCCUUCAUUCUCUUAAUGAUCUGUUCGUUUCGAUAAUAUUCUGCGUUUUAUCAUAGGCGCCUGUCCUUUUUUUCAUUUUGAACCGAUCACUUUCUGAGGUGGAACCUCCCUUAACCCCACAGCACUCUAUUUUCCUACUCGUGUGCCUCCUCACGCUGCGAGUAGUCUCCUGGGUUAAGCAUUAGUCCACCUCCGAGAGUAGAAGGUAGAAACGUAGAAUCGUAGAAUGGUUUUGACUUAACUUAUUUUAUACUUUCGUACAAAGUCGGUGUUCAUUGUUGGAUGUUUGUCUUUCUUCCGUAACUAUCGUGUGCUGAUAGAACUAGAGAGAGAGGGCGAUGACUGAUGAACCGCCCCGUCGUGAGUACUCGUCGGCAAGGUCGCGCCAAUUCCAGAUGCAUUUACACAACGUGUAUUUCAAAGCGUAUGCGUAUCCAGGCGUACGUAUACGCCUCCCUGUACAGGACUGAGAGCGCGAAAAUUCGUGGGCGAUAAACGCUGCUGGUAUGUCGUUAAUCAUUCUGGCUCGGUGGAAGGAGGGAAAGGAAGAAGGAUCGUUGCGCCACCGUGAUUUCUCUUCGACGCCAAUCCCUUGAACCACGACCUCGUUUAUCAGCGUUUCCUCUGCUGUUCUCCCCUUAGUUUUUUUCUCCCUUCUUUGUUUUUCAUCCACUUUCUUCUUGUUUUCUAUUUAAUGAUCGUAUUCCAGAUUUGCAGAAACGUUUUUAACAGUAUGACCGCACAAGGGACUUUGAUCCAUUGUCGCAUUUCCCAUUUCUCGAGUCCGGUUCUAUGGAAUUGCAAUGCCCAUUACAAUCGCUAGAGGAAAACUACUCUAUAAAAUAUGAGAUUGUCCUUGUUCUUUAAGGUUUAUUUCUGUCUUAGAAAUUCUGUAACUUAUUUUAAUCGCUAGGUUGAGAGUAAUAGAAUUAUAAUAAUAGUAAGAAAAAUAAAAAAUUAGGAAAUAGGCGAUGACUAUUCGGGGAAAGUGAUAGGUAAAGACGCUAAAAAUAACUUAAGGUUCUUAAUUUUUUAAAAAUCAUUAAUAUACCUAGAUAUGUCGUAGGAUAAUUAAAUAGAUAAUCCAGUAAGUUAAAUGGAUUGUUUAUAAUAAAUGACUAUAACGUGUUUGCAUUUUGGCGAAGGCAAACAACGUUAACCAUUAAUUAAAAGAAAAUUUAGAGGAAAUUGAAUACAUAUUAAAUCGAUUAAUUUAAAUUAGGUACGUAUUCAAAUGUUUGUAUGUUAAAUCACGUUAAUCGUACAAUUUAUCUCCUAAUCUUACAUAUCGGUAUUUGGUCACAUCAGAUCGAUUUGCAGUUCAAUCUUUCUCCUGUUUUUUCUAAUAUACAUAUAUAGUUCUUCAUUGAACGUCAUAUGGCACAAAUAUAGUCGCAAUGUUUUCCUAAUAAGAUACUUCUCUAAUAUAUAUGACAAUUAUUUAUUUCUGAGUUACUAACAUAAAAUCGAUAUCUCCGUGAAUAAUUAGACUUAAAAUUCCAUAUGAUAGUUCCAAUCUUAAUCUCGAGAUUUUUAUCGUAUUUAUUCGUCGAACGUGUGAAUUAUUUAAAUUAUUGAUUCACUUACGAAAACUCCCAAAAACCAGUAGUGCGAAUCCUAAUUUAAAAUCAGAGAAUCUGUUUUAUUAAUAAAACUCAUGUUUCAUUAGGCUCAUGAUAAGAGUUAAGCCGAAGCCGCCAGGCGAAUGUGUCUUCGUCGAACGCGGUUGUAUCGAUUGCCAUGCACUUACGAUUAAUGAAUAAAAAACUAGGCGUGCCAUUUUAAGCCACCUUAAGUGACGACGUUCUCCACAACCGAUUGGUCGAUCUUCCGUGAGAGCGAAACGAACGAUAUUUGUGAAAGAAGAGAUUCACUUAUCGAUCGCAUUUUAUCAAUAAAUUGAGCACAACGUAUCCUCACGAUCAUUCCCUUCUUCCACCUUAAGGAAACUAAGAAACAUUUUGUAUCUUAAGGAGAGAAAAAGCUUCUUCUGCUAGUCGAGAGAGAUUCUAUUUGCCAUGGACAAAAAAAGAAAAAACAAAGAAAGACGUUUAAAUUUGCUGCGUGUACGCAAGGACGUCACAUCUUCCGAUCUUGAAAGAAACACACGUACGUACACGCAUAGAUUUAUAUACGUAAACACGAUUUUCAUCUCCGACUACAAAGAGACACGCGUAUGCCAUAUUGAAAAACGAAGUUAAAAAAAAAAAAAAGAAAGAAAAUGAUAUGAAAAUGAAAGGUACACACGCAGACACACACACGUACAAGUGUAUAUCUAUUUGUUCCAAGAUUUUCAUCCGCGGUAUUUAUCCUAUGGACGAUCAGCAUCGCGAAAUACGUUGUAAUAAUUUAUUAACUUUUUCACGUAGGACCAAGCGACUCCCCUUUCUUCCCCUAUCUCCACCUCCUAACUUUCCUGUACAUUUUCCUUUUAAUUUCCCCUCCUUCAUACUUCCGGUGAUCCUGUGAAUCGUUAACUGUCUCUCCACAGUUAUUUGAAAUUUUUUCGGCGUCUCGUUCGCCUCUUUCCAGGUAGAAUGCAAUCAAUGUUUUAAUCGUCAGACUAUAACGUUAAAAUUGUCUAUUUUAUAUAUGAUUUUGUUAGAUGAAAUUGUUAGCCAGAGGAUAUAUUUGAUUAUGCUUCUGAUUGAGAGAAAAGGAUUGUUAAAAGAAAAGAAACAAAAAGAAUUAUUCAGGAAAUAGCGAAUUAAACGAUAUCAUUGUAACGUUAUUAUUAUUAUUAUUAUUAUUAUUAUUAAUACUAUUGAAACAUAGCGUUAAUAGUCUGAAUUCUUAAUCGCGCCAUUUAGAAUACAUUGUUCCACCAUGUUCCCUCCACUUUCGAAUGAUAACAAUUUGUAGGAUCUAGCGCUAUCUUUUACUAACCUUUUAGAUCGCGAUAUUAAUUGACGUUAAAUCUUUCCGAUGAAGAAAUAUGAAUGUCAAAUAAUUUCUACACUUGGUAAAAUAAUCUUAUAUAUACGAUGUUACAGCUUUGAUAAUAUCUUAUAUAUAACGUUAUGUCAUUAUUAUACCCUGUGCAAUAAUAAUAUGAAUUUUACGUACA